CUCUAGCGUGACUUACCAAACAACAACAACUAGGACAUCCACCAUGGCCACCUCGAGGUCUUUCUGUGGAAGCAGCAACAUCACAAUGCUGGCCGCCUCUCUGCUCCUUCUCCUGUCGACCUCCGCCGUGGCUCAGCUGGACGUCAGCUACUACAGCAAGACGUGCCCGCACGUCGAGCAGAUCGUCCGGGAGGAGAUGCUCGGCAUACUCCAGGAGGCGCCCACGCUCGCCGGACCCUUCCUCCGCCUCCACUUCCACGACUGCUUCGUCCGGGGAUGCGACGCCUCCGUGCUAAUCGACUCCACCGACGUCGCCAACAAGCCCGCCGAAAAGGACGCGCCGCCCAACAAGAGCCUCCGCGGAUUCGGCGCCGUGCAGCGCGUCAAGGACAGGCUCCAGUCCGCGUGUCCUAACACCGUCUCCUGCGCCGACGUGCUCGCGCUCAUGGCCCGCGACGCCGUCGUGCUCGCUGGAGGCCCCACGUGGCCCGUCGCGCUCGGCCGGAGGGACGGCCGCGUCUCCAUUGCCAACGAGACCAACCAGCUUCCACCGCCCACAUCCAACUUCACCCGCCUCUCCAAGAUGUUCGCCGCAAAGGGCCUCGACGCCAAGGACAUCGUCGUGCUCUCCGGCGGGCACACGCUCGGCACCGCCCGCUGCGUGUCCUUCACCGACCGGCUGUACAACUUCACCGGCGCCAACAACCCGUCCGACGUGGACCCGGCCCUAGACGCCGCGUACAGGGCCAGGCUUAAGUCUCAUUGCCGUAGCCUCGCUGACAACACCACGCUCGCCGAGAUGGACCCCGGCAGCUUCCUCACCUUCGACGCCGGCUACUACCGCCUCGUCGCCAAGCGCAGGGGCAUCCUCCACUCCGACUCCGCGCUCCUCGAGCACCCGAUCACCAGGGCCUACGUGGAGCGCCAGGCCACCGGGCUCUUCGCCGCCGAGUUCUUCCGCGACUUCGCCGAGUCCAUGAUCAAGAUGGGCAACAUCGGCGUGCUCACCGGGGACCAGGGCGAGAUCAGGAGCAAGUGCUACGCCGUCAACAAAUAA
Molecule: messenger RNA, 1057 nt
Organism: Lolium rigidum
Lineage: Eukaryota; Viridiplantae; Streptophyta; Magnoliopsida; Poales; Poaceae
Product: peroxidase 1-like
Exons: 1
Coding region: 44-1057 (337 amino acids)
Biological process (GO): response to oxidative stress; hydrogen peroxide catabolic process
Cellular component (GO): plasmodesma; plant-type cell wall
Molecular function (GO): peroxidase activity; heme binding
Source: RefSeq, a predicted model, not a curated record